AUUCUCGAUUGAUACUUCAAGUCGACAAGAUGGAAAAAGUUUUCUUCUGCAAGUUUGGAGCUUUUGCCCUGUUGCUGUGGGCCCUGGCCGUGUCUGCAAACCCGCUACAUGAAGCCGAAGAUGCCAUUACCGUACCGACAAUUCAGUUCCGAAGCAAAUCCGGCGAAGGCGAAGAAGUUUGCACCGGCUAUCAAAUCCGUGGACAUCUGUAUGCAACGUUGGCCCAUUGCCUGGGAACGGAACAGAGCGAAAUCCAUAAAAUCCGUGAACUGGACUUCGUCGAACAGGGAACCCAGAAGGUCCAAGCGUUUGCUCUUCGGGCUGACAGCGGUGAAUCCGCUGGCGAUAUUGCUGUGGUGCUGUACAACGGAAAGGAGUACGGGCUAGGCGCUGAUCACAACGGGAUUUUCGAAAAGUUUGGUCUCGUUCCGAAGAUUCGCGUGGAAAGACAAGAUGAGGAAGCUGCCGGUGCCUCUUUUGCUGAAAUAAACGUACGUCUAGUUGCAGCUGCUUUGGCAUUGGUUGGUUCCGUAGUGCUGAAAUGAGGUCGCUCACAGAUCAGAAUUUUCUGUUGCGGAUUAGUUGUAGACGAUUUAUCAUAUUAAAUAAAAUUAUUUCCUGAAA
Molecule: messenger RNA, 624 nt
Organism: Wyeomyia smithii (pitcher-plant mosquito)
Lineage: Eukaryota; Metazoa; Arthropoda; Insecta; Diptera; Culicidae
Exons: 2
Coding region: 30-545 (171 amino acids)
Source: RefSeq, a predicted model, not a curated record